Messenger RNA from Balaenoptera ricei (Rice's whale), 10916 nucleotides. It is a transcript of the gene LHPP, whose product is annotated as phospholysine phosphohistidine inorganic pyrophosphate phosphatase. Gene Ontology annotation, biological process: dephosphorylation. The record is from RefSeq and is a predicted model, not a curated record. NCBI's taxonomy places the organism in Eukaryota, Metazoa, Chordata, Mammalia, Artiodactyla, Balaenopteridae. Gene Ontology annotation, molecular function: phosphatase activity; inorganic diphosphate phosphatase activity. The transcript is spliced from 12 exons. Gene Ontology annotation, cellular component: cytosol. Bases 62 to 874 code for a protein of 270 amino acids.
GCGCGGCCGCAGCUUCCAGCAGCCGGUUGGGACGCGGGGCCCGAGGCGCAGGCGGAACGCAAUGGCUGCGUGGGGCGAGCGGCUGGCCGGCGUGCGCGGGGUGCUGCUCGACAUCUCAGGCGUGCUGUACGACGGCGGUGAGGGCGGCGGCGCGCCGAUCGCAGGCUCUGUGGAGGCGCUGGCGAGACUGAAGCGGUCCCAGCUGAAGGUGAGGUUCUGCACCAACGAGUCGCAGAAGUCCCGGGAGGACCUGGUGGGGAUGCUUCGGCGUCUGGGCUUCGACAUCUCAGAGGGCGAGGUGACCGCCCCGGCCCCUGCCACCUGCCUGAUCCUGAAGGAGCGAGGCCUGCGGCCACACCUGCUCAUCCACGAUGGAGUCCGCUCGGAAUUUGAUCAGAUCGACACGUCCAACCCAAACUGUGUCGUAAUUGCAGAUGCAGGAGAAGGCUUUUCUUAUCAAAACAUGAAUAAAGCUUUCCAGGUGCUCAUGGAGCUGGAGAAUCCUGUGCUCCUCUCACUGGGAAAAGGACGCUACUACAAGGAGACCUCUGGCCUGAUGCUGGACGUUGGUGCCUACAUGAAGGCACUUGAGUAUGCCUGUGGUAUCGAAGCCGAGGUGGUGGGGAAACCUUCCCCUGAGUUUUUCAAGUCUGCUCUGCGAGAGAUGGGGUUGGAAGCCCACCAGGCCAUCAUGAUCGGAGACGACAUCGUGGGUGACGUCAGCGGUGCCCAGCGGUGUGGGAUGAGAGCGCUGCAGGUGCGGACCGGGAAGUUCAGGCCCAGUGACGAGCACCACCCGGAAGUAAAGGCUGAUGGGUAUGUGGACAACCUUGCGGAGGCUGUGGACCUGCUGCUGCAGCAUGCGGACAAGUGACAGGCCUUCUGGGAGGGCCCCUAGCCUCCUGCCACCCUCCCCUGUGCCCAGACCAUCCGAGGCACUGCCCUCUGCCCUGGAUGGGCAAGUGAGAGGGUGCCAGCCAGGCAGUUCUGGGCUGCCCUGCCCCUGAGCCACCAGCCCCUCUCCUCUGUCUCCCUCUGCCGACCCCCCUUCCCUCCUCCUCUCCGGUCACAUCUCCCAGCCUCCUGGGCGAAGUUUGAUCCCCACCUGCUGGCCCAUCCCCUGCCUGUGCUUCCCUAGUGAAGUCAAGAGGUGGGGCACAUCUGUUGAAUCCCCAAACCCAUUCUCUCUCCCGUCGGCCAGUCCUUUCAAUGCGCUACCGAAUCGGACUCCGGCGUUUGCCCACUGCCUCUUAUCAAGCCGCACUUGAGUUUUAGGGAGGCGCCUGGAGAAAGCGGGGACCCCCGAGCAUAGUCCUUGCAGCCAGAGCCGAGCCAGCCUCCCCGGGACUGCCCAGCGGCCCCUGCCCUCCCCUGGUGUCAGAGGGACCGCUCAGCGCUCCCCACGAACCCCCCAAACAAUGCAGCCCGCCUUUCCUAUCCCAAGUCACCUCUGGAGCCCAAAUGGAGCGGCUCCCAGGGGCACUUUAACGACUGCCGUCCUUCAGAGCGAGAAUUGUAACCUCUGGAAUCCGGGUGGCAGGUGGAGGGUAGCUUCUGGAGCCUUAACUCGAUAGACUUGAACGUGUCACAUCCAGGAAACUAACGGUUAAAUCAACUCUGCCCUGACCUGCGGUGACUCUGGCUCUGACUCUGCGGGGCGGGCGGCGGGGAGGAGGCACCGUCCCUGAUCCUGCCCUGGACUUGAGCCCCUGCACAUCAGGGGGCCAGGGCCCGGAGACACCUCGCCUGCCUCAAGCCCUUUGUUUAAUGGAGGGGGAAACUGAGGCCCCACGGGACCAGGUGGACGGGGCAAGCGUGGGCCUUCCCUCACGCAGCGGCCCAAGGUGGCGGGCGGUGAGCCGCGGGCUUCCCAGAUUCACUCACAGCCCGAGUUUCAGGUUUCAGCCUCAAUCAGCAGAACAGAUAACUUGAAUGCUCUGUUUCUCCCCAAAUCCAUCCAGAACCCACUGACAAAUCUUGGGAGACUCCUCAUGAAAAGAAGUCGUGAGUCUUCCGUAACAGGAUUUCCAUUAAACGAAGGCAGAUGAUGAUAAAACGCUUGGCCCUGAACCUGAGUCCCCAGCACGGGAGCCCAGGGCCGGCGGGGGGCUGUGCGGUCCCCAGGCCUUGCCCGCCAGGCCGGCCGCUGUUAAAUCAGGAUUACGAAGAAAUGGUGGUGGCUGAGUCUUUCCAUCAAGAUAAGGAACCUGAGGUGCGGAGAAACUGACUUGCCUACGGGCUGACGGCUGGCAAGGGCAGAGCCGAGGCUCAAAUCAAGGUCUGACCCUGCAUCCCAUGCCCUUUCUAGUCCCUUCCACGAUCCCUCCACAGGGGAUGACCUGCGGUGGCCCCGGUGGCUGUGACUUUCCAGGCGAGGAGCGCCCUGGCAUCCUCCCAGUGGAGAUGAAAUGUGCCUCGGGAUUGAGGUCCAGCCCUACUCUGGGGGCGCCAUGUACCCCCGAGCCUCAGCUAUCUCAUCCUUCCCUGAGCCCUGCCGGGGACCAGGCCCGGCCAGGCCAGGGUGCCCCAUCGCCCCGCUGGGGAUGCUGACCCCUGUCCUGCUGCCGCGCCGGGGGCUGCCCAGAAGUGAGGAUGACCUACCUCACCCCUGGGUCCUUCCAGCUGUCGGGCCCUGGCCUGAUGCCCACCCUCCUUCCCCACCCCCAAGCAGGACAGUUCUCAGGCCAGAGAUCGACGGAACCACAGGCCACGGGUAGGGCUGGAGUUCAGGGCUGGCAGUGGCCUGAGAACCUGUCUGUGGUCAGGAGACGCGUCCCAGAUCUGCCACAGGCCCAGCAGACACUCCAGGCUCUGGGGGCACCCAGCAGAGCUGCUGGAAGGGGUAGGGACGGGUGGGGCGGAGAAGAGGGCAGGACGGGGGCACAAGGGCCUCACCUACCCCCAGAUCUCCCAACUCAAGCGUCCACACGGUACCAGCCCUGCGUGAAAACCCGAUUCAAACUGGGUUAAUCCAGCAAGAGUUUAUCAUCUACGAGGCUUCCAAGUCCAGGCCUGGCUGGAUCCGGGUCCCAAGAAAGUCCCAGGCUGACCCUGGGGCAGGGCAAUGGCGGCUCCAGCCAAACACACACGGGAGAGGAGAGGGGCGUGGCACCAGGAGGACAUCCACAUCAUCCUCUCGCUGCCCUGCCGGGAGCUGGGAGCCAGGCUGAGGGGUCCGAGUCCUCACCGGCAGGUGUGUGCCCACCAUGGGGCCCAGACAGCUGCGGCGCUUCUCUCCUCCUCAGAUCAGGUGGAGAUAAAUGUUUUAACACAGUCUGGAUUGUACUGUCUAGUGUGGUACUGGGGGUUCUUUGGUGUUGAUUCUCUCAUUUAAGCCCCGAGAGCGUUACAAGCCCCGUCUGCAUAUGAGGAGGCUGCCUGGAGCCAGCGUAUGUCCUGGUGGCCCACAGACGGCGCCCGUGUCAGCUGCAGGCGGUCCACAGCGGGGCCAGGUCCAGAGACCUGCAGCCGGACCCAACGGCAGGGCGUUUGAGCUGCUGCCCAGUGAGCCCCAGGGCCUGUGCCCGAGACGGUGUCCUCCCCCUGCCACAGGGGAGGCACCACUGGGUGAGCUGAGCCGGGGAGAUUCUGCUCCAUCCGGGCCAUGCCCCGACAGCAGGGCCGGCGCCAGACCCAGAUCCAGACCCGAGCACAGCCAGGGUUGUCACCUGAGGGGGGGCAGGUAAGGAGCUAUCAGGGCUGUAGGUCCAUCCGGGGCCACUCUGUGGAAGCCUCCCCUGCCGGUCAUGGGGGACGUGAGGCCGGGUCCCGGGGCCCCUGGGCUUCGGGGCUGCAAGGCUGCUCCUCUCACCCCCACCCUCAGCCAUAGCAGCCUUGCUUCACCUGCUUCGUGAACUUUUUGUUUGAAUAAGGAACAGCUGCUAAAGCGAAAACAAGAACAGUCUGGACGGGGUGCUCUUGUGUCUCGUUCCCAGAGGGCGCAUGCCCUCAGGACCUAAUAGAUCUCCAGGCAAAACCUCUGCGGUCAGAUGAUGUGGGCCAACCUUGGGUUAUAGAAAUGACAGAAGCCUCCCUAAGCCUGUCCUCGAGGCUGCAAACAUCCUGGUCUCCUGAGCUUGGUUAGCGAGGGGUCCCUGACUUGAGGGCCAGGCACAGGGACCGUGUGCCCUGGAGCCCACUCUGAGCUGAGCUGUGAGCGCUGGCGACCCCUCGGCGCGAGCAGCACAGAUCCGAGCCGUGCUGCCCUCCGAGGAGCGUGGGGUCCCAGCGUGCGCCCCCUCCCUGGCUACCCUGGUGGGCGGGGGGCCCCGCAGGCCCCCAGGGCUCCAGGCCAGGCGCCCUGCAGCAGUGCACCCUGGAGCAACUGCUGCGUGGCCUUGCCUGGCAGGCAUCUCCACCCGGAACACACAGGUACUGCCUGCCACGGUGCUGGGCACCCCCGGGAUCACAGCCGUGGCAGUGGCCAGCACCCCCGUCGUGGUCGCUCACAGCCUCCUGCACCUGAGCCUCUCGACAGCUCUGAGAUGUCCACUAGCCCCGUUUUAUAGACCUGACCCUGAGGCUCGGAGGGGACAGAAGGGCCCAGGCUCUGCCCGUGCCAGUCCAGAACGAAGGGUCCCAAAGGCAGAGGGGGGACCCUCCGAUCUGCCACACCCAACAGAAAGCACACAGCCGGCUCCCAGCAGCUGGGUAUUGAACCAGGAAGCUUUAUUUACACAGUAAAAGUAACAAGCAAAUUCCUGAGAGACUAGAGCGGCUCUAGUGCAAGACAGUCGCGGCCCGUGCGGAGGACAGGCUGCGGUGGGUGGAGGUGGGGACAGACCCAGCGCCUCUGCACCCAGCGCUUCGCCCCGGGCAGGGGCCUGGCCCAACACUGCCCGUCCUGGCCGCCACACUUCCUGAGGCUCCCCAGUGCCCACGAGGUACAGCUGGGAAAGCGCACACGGCCCCAGAGACCGCCGACUCGCCGUCCCCGCGCCCCGGGACAUCGCCCCCCCCGCACUGAAACACAAUUUCUUUGCCAAAGAGACUAUGCUAGAAGGUCAGACUAUCCUACCUAGGCUACAAGAUCUCUGCUGCGGUCUGGGAUUUUUUUUCUUUUUUUUUUUUUUUAAUCUUUUUCUCUUCUCUUUCAAGAGGAAUGGUUUUCUCUGGCACCAAUGGGAGGGGUCUGGCCAACUGUGUGGCCGUGGCAAGACGUGGCACAACUGCCUACACGGAGGCACCGCCCUGGCCGGGCUGCCGCCCCAGCGCCCGGAGCAGGGGGGGGACCGCUCGCGCCCCAGGCCGCGGGGCCUGAAGCGGUCAUCGUUUGGGUGACCGGCCCCAAGGCCAGAGCACACGCGACUUGAGCCCGCGGCGGGGCAUCCAAGGCUUGCGCUGAGGCCCCCGGCAGUGCCAGCCGGAGUGCGGAAACGCACACGCCAACCCUGCCUGGAGACCCAUUUGGAUGUUGGGUUUGUUUUUUUUCUAAGGUGGACUUUUCCUUUAUUUAAAUUUUCUUUCCGCGUACAAAUUCACAAGACUUUCCUGCUACAAAAAUUUUGCUGAAAAGUAAGGCUUUCUGAGAAUGAAAAUUCGUAUGCAUGAUCAGAACAAGCUCUCCUGCGGCCUGGAUGUCGUGUCUGCCUGUGGGCCCUGCGCCGGACCCCGGCCUCCACCUGGAAAGAAAGCGAGAGCCACUUGUACUCGACCUGCGCGGUGAGGCAUCCGCCGUGAACAGAAGUGCAGGAGCAAAGUGACUCCGAGAGAGCCUCUGUCGCGGCAGCGAGCUCCAGGGAACGCGCAGCAGGGCAAGAAGCUGCAAGGUUUGGUUGGUGAAUGUUGUCACAAGCAAACCCCAGGAUGCCGCUGAACCCCACCAUCUGACAGUCCUCAAAGGCACCUACUCCUUGGCUACAAAGCCAGUGUCACGUUGAAAACGUUGUUGACUCAAAACUCAGCUGUUUCAGCCACAGUGAAAACCUGCUGAAUGUCCCAGCCGGUGGCACGCCCCACCUGCCGGGGAGGAAUGUGACCUGCACAAUGGGGCAGUGUGUGUCCGGCCCAGGCUCUGUCCCAGGAGGGCCCAUCCUGUGUUGGCAUCCAGGGCGCGGCCCUGCGGGCAGGGUCCCGCCCAGCCUCUCCUGGCGGCUCGCGCUCCCCAAAGCCCAGCUCCCACGCAAGAAUGCUGCACAGGCCUGUUGGAGGCCUGGAGGCCUGUGUGCUCUCAAAAAUGUCUGAGGAAAGCUGCAAAGCUCCGAACAAGUUCAAAGCACUGUGUGAACACAUCUUUCCAGGGUGAAAUGGUUGCUUUGGGACAGACAGUCCCCCCUACGCCAAACUCUGUUCUCUUGAGACCCGGCCUUGGCCCAGGGAUGGGCCGCCUACUUGGGCACGGGCCUGCCCAGGUAACAAAGCUCAGAGAGGACCAUCCAUGUGGCCUCAGGCUAGUGGCUGGAGACACUGCUCAGCACCCCAGUCCUAGAGUCUGGAGCGACUUUGGAAUGGAGCCCCUGAAAGUCAAGUUGCUUCCAUCAGAACUGCCAGGCCUCAGGUACAGGAAGCAGUGUCUCAGCCCACCCACCCAGCCUCCCCAAGUCAGGAGCAACGGCCCCUUCUCUGCACAGCCCUUCUGUGCAGAUGUCUGCUCCCAUCCCCUCCUUCUGGGUGGCAGGCCCCUGGCCAGGCCCUGGGGACUGAGACAAAGUCUUCUUCUGGGCUCAGCCCCGCUGGAACUCUGUGCAGCCCUCAUUGCAGACAGAGGCCCACCAGACCCGGGUAGUGAGAGCACCCCGAGGGCCAGGCCCGGCUCCCGUCCGCACCCGCUGCCCACACCCAGCCCCAAGUGCCCACACUGUGAAGAGGCCGAGGAGGACGCAGCCCCUCGCCAGCUGAGGGCACCUCUGCCUUGAGCUGCAAUCUGAAAACCAAAUCCCCCCUCGGGAACCUCACAUUAACUUAACGGACUCGCCCCGUCCUUCUGUGCACGCCGGCCCCCACCCACCCUGCCGAGCCUUGGGCCAUGAGCUCCAUCCCCUCCCCAAGUGCCAGCCUGGGGCAGGCAGCCCGGGGCCAAGGGCAAGGCAGACUGUGGGGUGCCACGGCUGACAGCGGGCAGCGGCAGCCCCCUUUCUCCUGGUCGUCUUGCCCUAAGGAGGACAGGCUGUUUUCCUCACUCCCGUCUCCCUGGGCCCCAUCCUGCCCUUGAACCGGGAAGGCCUCGGGAGCGUGGCGCACGUGGCCCAGGGGAGGAGCGCGGGAUGCAGGGUCUGGGGUUGGAGGAACUCGCCCAAGACUGGCUCCUCCACUGACAAGAGUCGCCUCAUUUGGGAAAUGAACAGUCGUCACUGGCCUGGCUGCCUCCCUGGGCCAUUGCAAGGGUCCCACGAGAAAAUGGAUGCGAAGCGGGGCUGCUGGGGCCCCACCCAUGGAAGCCCGUUCCCCAGCACCUGGCACAGCUCCCCUGCCCCUUCCUCCCGGGACAGCCCACAGCCAGUGACUGGCCGAUACGGGUUCUGGGGCUGACCCGGGCCUGGGGGGUCAAAUCCCAGGCGCUCUUCACACUGCUGGGCCCCCCUGGGUGAGGCUGAGGGCUCCUUCCCCGGCCUGUCUGCUUCCCUCACUUCCUACAGGUUUCUCCCAAGGGCCUCCUAACCUCUGGGACCAGAUUCCCGGCUGAAGCUCUGCUUCCAAGGAGCCGACCUAAGACGGGAGGUGACAGCACUCUGAAUCAACUGCUCAUCAGUACUGCUGUUCCUUCCAGAACAGGAACGCCAGGUGCUGCUCAGAGGCUGACCGUCAGACCCCGUCAGGAGUCCACCUGUCAGGACCAGCCUGCCUUGCGUUUACUGGGGAUCAGUGGUUGCUGGGACCUCUCCUUGCUCAGCCCGGGGCCUCAUCGUCGUGCCCACGUGAAACUUCUCAGCAUCGUGCUGGGACAGAACACGUCUCCCCAAGGCACACGUGUGCUUCCCCUUCUCAGACACGAAGUGUGACAGAGUCCCCCAGCUUCCCUCUUCCAGCACCAUCCUUUGAGGCUGGCUCAUUUGCUUUUCCUCUUUCUAAUGCUAUCUCCCUCUUUGUAAUCCAAUUCAUGGAUCUCUCUGUGUUACUGAUUUUUAGGGAACCACCUCAAAUCCCUCUAGAAAGAGGGGCAUAAACAAGCCCAAUCAGCCAGGCAGAACGAGCAGACCGGGUCCUCGCCUGGCCCAGGCUUCUGGAGCCUUGCAGCCACUCUGAUGCAAGCUGCUGGGCUAGGGCCCUGGCUAAGCGGAGGCAUUUCCUCCCCCAAGCAGACACUUUCAUGAGAGCAGAAUUCUCCAAGUAUCAAGAAAACACCAGGCCAUGAGAGUGGCUAGCGGCCUGGAAAUUUUCUAAGUCUCAUUUGUGCUGGAAGCUGGCACAGAGACAGCCAGGGCGGUGAGGCAUGCGGUUUCCUGGGGUGGCGGUUUUGUUUUGUUUUGUUUUUUAAACUAUCUCAGAAAAGAGAAAAAGGCACCGGCUUAUUUGGGGCCUAUCUUUAAUCCAUCUUUGGUAAAUCGGAAUUUCCCAUGAAGGCUGGACUGUCUCUCAUAGGAAGCCCCAGAGCCCAAAGGGUCAGGUGGUGGGCUGCCCCAGCUCAGAGCUGCGGGUCUGGUGUCGGGUGUCAGGCAGGUGCUGGAGGUGGCUGAGGGUAGUGGGCGCAGCUGGCCCCUGCUCCAGGGAUGCUCCAGGCAUCCUAUCGCCGUGCUCAGGCCCCAGCCCCGCUCCACUUCCUGCUCACUCAGGUCUGUGUCGGGCCCAGCCCGUCUCUGUGACAUGCUUAUUACCUUUGGACCCCACAAGAGGCAGCCCUUUAGAGCCUGGACUGCUUCCCUAGCUCAGGAAGAAGGGCAACGCCGACCAUACAACCCAGAUAGGGAAGCUGGGUCGCCGAGGCCUGAAAGCAGAAAAUGAAGUUGCCUGAAGGGAGGAGCCUCUGGGGCCCAGGGAGCACCUCGGAGUUGGCACUGGACACUUCAGGUUCUUCCCAGAUCACAGGUUCUAGAAUCAAACAGCCAGGGGAGGGCAGGACAUAUCUGGGGGGGGUGGAAGGAUGGCCCUGGCAGUUACUAGGAAGUCCCUGCCUUCCUGGGCCUUUUUCCUCAGCUCACUGCUGCAGAGGCCACAAAUGUUUCCUGAGCACCCGUCACCUGGCGGGCUCCUCCUCAUCCGCUAGAACCCUGCAGGAGCGUCAUCCCCUGCAGAAGCCAGCCUGAGCCCACGUGUCCCCUGCUGGUCCCCUGCGGCCCUGACCCCGCCCCCCACCGCCUGGCUCAGGGGCCGGCUCACAGGAGGUGCUAGUGCAGCCCGGUGGGAUGGGAGGGAAGGACCCACUGGGUUGGCCCCGGGGGCUCGACUUUGUGUAUCCGCACAGCCCUAAGGUCCCGGGACGCUGUGGGCACGUCCUCUGAAUGGUGGCCAACCCCGUGGUCCGGAGCCCCUCUCCGCCCAGGCCACAUUGUGGCAAACGCUGUUUCUGCACCAGGCCCCGGGCGGCAGAUAGCCCGCCUGGACGCAGAAGGCGCGGAAGCCAAUGGCAAGGGGCCUCCCGGCAAGCUCACAAUUAGAAAACAAACAUUUUCUUUCUGCGGUGUGCAUUCUGGCCAGCACACACUCAGGACAGGACUUGUGAAACCGCCUCGCUCUCAGCUUGGCGUGGAGGGAAUUCUUUGCCUGACAAAAGUCGAGGGACCUUUCCAAAGCACACAGGGCGCUGGUGGGGGGACCAAGGCUAACGCACUGCCGGGACGCAUGGGGACCCUGGGGGCGGCUUCUGCACCAGCACUGGGGGCACUGAAGGUGGGUCCAAGGCCCCAGAGGGGACGGCGGGCCCUUGGUUUUGUUCAGCUGCCUGGAGCUGGGUGCUCCAAGGGCCAUGUCAAGGCACAGGGAGACAGGACUGCAGAGCAUUGGGACCCUCUCAGCCCAGCCCUCCAUUCUCUGUUCGGAUAUUGGCUUCCAGAGAAAGGGGAUGCUUUUUGGAAAAACGGGCAAAUCGCCAAUCAGUCUAACAGCCUUAUCUGCAGAUAGGCAGACGGAGACCGAGGGAAGGGAAGAGACUUGCCCCAAAUCCCACAGCUGGUUGAUAUGCAACCAGUGCCCUUGACUUCCGGGUCGAGCUCAGGAGAACAUUCGAUCCUCAGGCAGGAUGGCGGCCUAGAAGAGGCUGGACAAGCCUGGGCUGGAACCCUGGUCCUCUGGGGGCCCUGGGAAGUCCUGAAACUUCGCAGCCUCAGUUUCUCAUUUGUACAAUGAGGCUAAUAUGAGCCCCAAACGAAGUCACAGAAUUGUCUGCAGGGUUAAUUGCACUGAGACCAUGUAGGAGGCCAAGGAGGCGCUUGGCAAACCGGAGCUCCCUCCUCCCCGCUGCGCCCACCGCGCUGUGCUCAGGCUAAGGUGGGGGGCCCGUGGCUCUCCGUGGAUAGCACUGCACGGCCAAGGGGUCAGGGGCUCGGCUUUGGGAACAGAAUCUAUACUCUAGAUGGUCAAACCCACUGUCCUUUUUAACCAAAACCUGCUUUCAGAGGAGCCAGAAGACAUGCCAGCAACACGAAAGGUGAAAUCUCUAGGAAUAAAAAUACGAGAGAGAGAGAAAAGAGAUAGGAAGACAACCUUAUAGAACACAAACGUGGGCUUGAACAAAUAGACAUCCUGUCUGUGGACGGGAAGACUCGACCUCAGACAGGUGUGAAUUCUCCCCAAGUUAAUUCAGAAGUCUAACACAAUCCCGAUCUGCAACAGCUCCAGCUGCCCGCCCGCCAUCGCAAGACAAGCUGAUUCUCCAGUUUUCACUGGGAAAAUAAACAGGAAAGGACACUCUAAGUUAGGAAUGAAGAAGUGGAUGACUCACAGGCCAGAAAAUCUUACUGAAAUGGUCACUCCGAUUUUCAAAAAAAGAAGUCCCCCUCCCAAACCAUCUCCAUAUUAAAUCAUUGUAAUGUUUCUCCACCAAA